This is a messenger RNA of Fonsecaea erecta, 1668 nucleotides long. RefSeq lists its product as hypothetical. Lineage: Eukaryota; Fungi; Ascomycota; Eurotiomycetes; Chaetothyriales; Herpotrichiellaceae. The transcript has a single exon. Bases 1 to 1668 code for a protein of 555 amino acids. The record is from RefSeq and is a predicted model, not a curated record. Gene Ontology annotation, biological process: secondary metabolic process. Gene Ontology annotation, molecular function: CoA-ligase activity.
AUGCCUUACACGUCGCCUUACCCUCCAUUAGAUAUUCCAAAAUGUAAUAUCCUCUCAUAUGUCUUCCCCCCAGAGAAGACGCCAUCCGACAAACCACUAUGGAUGGAUGCCGAGAACCCUUCCCACAGUCUUUCGCCAGCCCAGAUGCUGUUGUGGGUCAAGAGAUUCGCUGUUGGUCUUGAUCGACUUGGCGUCAAACAGCAACAGGCGGUCAUGGUUUUUACGCCAAAUCAUAUUUAUGUCCCAAUGGUGUAUCUCGCCGCUGCCGGAUCGAAGCGCUUCUUUACCGGCGCCAAUCCUAUCUACACGGUCCAGGAGGUCGCCCACCAGAUGAAGGCAAUUGAAGCAGCGGUCGUGCUCAUCCAUCCAUCCUUGCUCGACACCGGUCUGGCUGCAGCCAAACAAGCCAACAUCCCCCUGAACAGGCUUUUCAUCUUCUCGGAUUCCGAAUCUCCAACCACACACGGCGUCAGGGAUUGGCGGUCAAUGGUCGCCUCAGAAGCCGAGGCCGAGUCUUGGAAAUGGGAUCCUCUUGAAGGAGACGCCGCCCUGCAAACGGUUGCCGCCAUUAAUUUCUCUAGUGGAACCACUGGUCUGCCCAAAGGCGUGUGCAUCACGCAUCGCAACCUCAUUUCGAACGCGGCGCAAACAAUCUUCAACAAGUACGAGGGCACUCAGUACUCUGAAAAAGAUCCCGGUCCUGAGCGUUGGCUUGCAUUUCUCCCCUUGUAUCAUGCCUACUCGCAGUUGUGGACCAUCAACAUUGCCUGCCGGCUUCAAGUCCCCGUCUAUGUCAUGCCCAAGUUUGUGUACGAAGACUUCUUGAGGCACAUCGAAAAAUAUAGAAUCACGACCCUGCAGUUGGUCCCGCCUGUUCUUGUCAUGCUGAGCAAACGACCCGAGACGGUUAAAUACGACAUCAGCAGCCUCCAACAAAUUCUCUGUGGCGCCGCUCCGCUAAAAAGUGAUUUACAGAACGAAAUCAUGAACCGAUUCAACGUUGUUGUGGUUCAGGGCUGGGGCAUGACUGAGACGACAUGUGCCGGCAUCAUGAUGCCAGGCAUGACCAAGGACCUGACCGGCUCGAUCGGUUAUCUCCUACCCAACACCGAGGCGAAGCUCAUAGAUGACGACGGCAACGAAGUGACCGUGGAAGGCGAACCGGGUGAACUCUGGCUGAGAGGACCGCAGAUGCUGCUUGGCUAUUGGAGAAACGAACAAGCCACCAAAGAGAGCAAGACGGAAGACGGCUGGUUCAAGACCGGAGACGUUGCCGUCUGCAAGGGCAGCAAGUGGUGGAUCGUCGACAGGAAGAAGGAGCUCAUCAAAGUCAACGGAUUGCAAGUUGCACCGGCAGAAUUAGAGGCGGUCCUGCUUGAGCAUGACGAUGUCGCAGAUGCAGCAGCCGUGGGAAUCACUGUCCACGGUGAAGAGCUCCCACGAGCCUAUGUAGUUCUGCAAGAGCGGGCCAAGGGCAAGACGACCGAGGAGGACAUCAAGGCUUUCGUGGCGAGCAAGGUAGCCCGGCACAAACGGCUAGCUGGCGGCGUCAAGUUCAUCGACGAAGUGCCCAAGCUUGCUAGCGGCAAGAUUGUGCGCAAAUUGAUGAAGGAGUGGGCGAAGAGGGAUGCAGCGGAGGUGGAAAGGACCGUGAAAGCGAGACUAUAG